CGCCAGCUAACUGGCGCUGUCGGCGUGAUGGCGCUCAGCGUCUGUGGCGCGGAGUAGCGGAGUGUGGGCGGGCGGCCGCAGGGUCUGGCCCUAAAGCUUCGGCCCCGGGGUCUCUGGGAGCGGCCGGGGGGCGGGGAGCGAUCCCUCCCAUUGCCGCCCGCUGCCACCACCGGGCAUGUCGGCUGAGGCCUCGGGCCCGGCGGCGGCGGCGGCGGAGGCCCCGGCCCUGGAGGUGCCCAAGCCCCCGGGGCUGGAGCCGGGCCCCGGCGCCCCCGGGCUGCGGCCGCUGACCCCCAACAGCAAGUACGUGAAGCUGAACGUGGGCGGCUCGCUGCACUACACCACGCUGCGCACGCUCACGGCGCAGGACACGCUGCUCAAGGCCAUGUUCAGCGGGCGCGCAGAGGUGCUGACGGACGCGGGAGGCUGGGUGCUGAUUGACCGGAGCGGCCGUCACUUUAGUACCAUUCUCAACUACCUGCGGGACGGGUCGGUGCCCCUGCCUGACAACGCCAGAGAGCUGGGAGAGCUGCUGGGGGAAGCACGCUACUACCUGGUACAGGGCCUGGUUGAGGAUUGCCAGCUGGCACUGCAGCAAAAAAGGGAAAACCUGUCCCCGCUGUGCCUCAUCCCCACGGUGACAUCUCCCCAGGAGGAGCAGCAGCUCCUGGCCAGCACCUCUAAGCCCGUGGUGAAGCUGCUACAUAACCGGAGUAACAACAAGUACUCCUACACCAGCACUUCAGACGACAACCUCCUAAAGAACAUUGAGCUGUUUGAUAAGCUGGCUCUGCGCUUCCACGGGCGGCUGCUCUUCCUCAAGGACGUCCUGGGAGAUGAGAUCUGCUGCUGGUCCUUCUACGGGCAGGGCCGCAAAAUCGCCGAGGUGUGCUGCACCUCCAUAGUCUAUGCCACGGAGAAGAAGCAGACCAAGGUGGAAUUCCCGGAGGCUCGAAUCUUUGAGGAGACCUUGAACAUCUUGAUCUACGAGACCCCUCGGGGCCCAGAUCUUGCCCUCCUGGAGGCCACAGAGGGGGCAGCUGGCGGUGGCGGUGCAGGCCGAGGGGAGGAUGACGAGAACCGGGAGCACAGAGUCCGCAGGAUCCACGUCCGGCGCCACAUCACCCAUGACGAGCGGCCCCACGGCCAGCAGAUUGUCUUCAAGGACUGACGCUUGACCUUCCUCCCUACUGGCCUCCGGCCACCGGGACCAAGUCCCCCUCUGCCUCCCUCUCCCAGCCUUUGCCCCGACUUUGCUGGCCAAGUCGAGGUUCUGCCUCCUGUCCCAUUACUGCAUGAUAUACUUUGGCUAUCUUGCAUUCUUUCAUUCCCUCCUCAGUGCUAACACCACGGUACGGCCCAGCCCCUCAUUCUGCACAGUCAGAGCCCUCAGGAGGCCUGCGCAUUUGCUCUCUCACCCCCAUUCUUGUCCUGCUACCUUCCCUCACCAGCUGGUUUCAAAUGAUUUAGAAUUCCCAUCCUCUUUUUUUAGUACAUCGUACAUGCCAAAGUGUCAAGCCAGCCCCGAAUAACACCCACCACGUUCUGAGCCGCCUCCCCACUGUCGUGCAGGGUGACUUGCCUCCACCCACCUUCCCACCUCCCUAACCUCCCUAACUACUGGGGGCUCGGGCCUGCCCUGGCCCAGCUCUCUUCUCCGCCUGUUUCAUAUUAUUUAUUAUUUUAAUUUUCUAUUAAAUUAUUUGAAUAAAGUUGA
Messenger RNA from Erinaceus europaeus (western European hedgehog), 1717 nucleotides. It is a transcript of the gene KCTD13, whose product is annotated as potassium channel tetramerization domain containing 13. The transcript has 6 exons. Gene Ontology annotation, biological process: protein ubiquitination; proteasome-mediated ubiquitin-dependent protein catabolic process; protein homooligomerization. The coding region runs from base 176 to 1171 and encodes 331 amino acids. Gene Ontology annotation, cellular component: Cul3-RING ubiquitin ligase complex. NCBI's taxonomy places the organism in Eukaryota, Metazoa, Chordata, Mammalia, Eulipotyphla, Erinaceidae. Gene Ontology annotation, molecular function: ubiquitin-protein transferase activity; protein binding. The record is from RefSeq and is a predicted model, not a curated record.